AUGGUUCGCAGGAACUCGGAGAAUAAUGACAGCAGGACGGAGCAGUAUAGGAAGCUCUUUAUCGGCGGAUUGACCCCCAAUACAGAUGAAGAAAUGCUUAAGGAGUAUUAUUCGGCUUGGGGGGAGAUUGUGGACGUUGUCGUUAUGAAGGAUUCUCACAGCGGAAGGUCUCGGGGGUUCGGCUUCGUCACGUACAAAGAACCGGAAAUGGUUGAUUCAGCCCAGGCCAACAGACCGCACGAAAUAGACGGGAAGACAGUCGAGGCCAAGAGAGCCAUGCCCCGGGAGGACUCCAGCAGCGCUGAAGCCCACAUGACCGUCAAGAAGUUGUUUGUUGGUGGCUUGAAGAAGGACGUAACUACAGAAGAUCUCAGAGAAUACUUUUCGAAGUACGGCAAUAUUACGGAGUGCGAGGUAGUUACAAGCAAAGAUACUGGAGUUUCGCGGGGUUUCGGGUUCGUUACAUUUGACGACUAUGACCCCGUCGACAAAGCUAUCUUGUACAAGCCACACCUUAUCAAGACCAGCCGCUCAGACGUCAAGAAAGCGCUGUCGAGAGAAGAAAUGAACACAAUGAAGCGGAAAACGGAGUACAGAGGGGACUACGGCGGUGGCUUUUCAAAUGGUUAUAG
Messenger RNA from Spirometra erinaceieuropaei, 632 nucleotides. The record is from the annotation of a GenBank genome assembly. NCBI's taxonomy places the organism in Eukaryota, Metazoa, Platyhelminthes, Cestoda, Diphyllobothriidea, Diphyllobothriidae.